This is a messenger RNA of Striga asiatica, 318 nucleotides long. The record is from the annotation of a GenBank genome assembly. NCBI's taxonomy places the organism in Eukaryota, Viridiplantae, Streptophyta, Magnoliopsida, Lamiales, Orobanchaceae.
AUGGGUUUUUCUAAGAAACAUCAAACUGAGGUAGGCGCAGAAUCAGAAGCCAAGAAAUGGGCCGUAGCCGGAAUUCAAAUUAGGGCGCCGUUAAAACAAAUAUCUACUAAGGCAGCGGAUUAUUACGAGGAUGAAGACAGCGCGUGUGCAACGACCCCUACAGCGCGUGAGUCAAGGAUAACCGGAAAAUUGAUCUGCCCGGCGGCGCCCAGGAAGCGCCGUCCGUCCUCAAAGUGCAAUUUCAACGGAGUUAGGGAGUUCUUUAAUCCUCCCGAUUUGGAAUCGGUGUUUAUAUGCCAUGCUGAGAGAGCAAAUUGA